GCGGGGCCCAUAGUCACCGUGUCACGGUGCCCGGGAAGCCGCUGCUGCCGGAUCCGCCCCCCGCAGGGCGAGCGAGGGAGGAGGAGGAGGGAGGCCGGCUCCUCGCCGCCUCUUGUAGUUUUGCUCCCUUCCCGGCCCUGCCCCUGGCCCCUCUCCUCUCGCACCGGAGCUCCGUGCGUGCGGCGGCGGCGGGGGGCCAGGCCGCAGCGGCGCCCGAGCAGCCCGCGGGAGCUCCUGGACGGGCCUGGGCCACCGCCUCUGGACUAGGAUGUCCCGACAUGAAGGUGUCAGCUGUGAUGCAUGUUUAAAAGGAAAUUUUCGAGGUCGCCGAUACAAGUGUUUAAUUUGCUACGAUUACGAUCUGUGUGCAACUUGUUAUGAAAGUGGUGCAACAACAACAAGGCAUACAACUGACCAUCCAAUGCAGUGCAUACUAACAAGAGUAGAUUUUGAUUUGUACUAUGGUGGAGAAGCUUUCUCUGUAGAGCAGCCACAGUCUUUUACUUGUCCUUAUUGUGGGAAAAUGGGUUAUACGGAAACAUCUCUUCAAGACCAUGUUACUUCUGAGCAUGCAGAAACAUCAACGGAAGUGAUUUGUCCAAUAUGUGCAGCAUUACCUGGAGGGGAUCCAAAUCAUGUCACAGAUGACUUCGCUGCUCAUCUUACACUGGAACACAGAGCUCCUAGAGAUUUAGAUGAAUCCAGUGGUGUUCGGCACGUACGUAGGAUGUUCCACCCAGGCCGGGGCCUGGGGGGUCCCCGUGCACGUAGAUCAAACAUGCACUUUACUACCAGUUCCCCUGGUGGGCUUUCAUCUUCUCAGAGUUCGUAUUCUCCAAGCAAUAGGGAAGCCAUGGAUCCUAUAGCUGAGCUUUUAUCUCAGCUGUCAGGUGUGAGGCGUUCUGCAGGAGGACAGCUCAACUCCUCUGGCCCCUCUGCUUCUCAGUUACAGCAGCUGCAGAUGCAACUGCAGUUGGAAAGACAACAUGCACAGGCAGCAAGACAACAACUGGAGACUGCACGUAAUGCAACCAGACGCACCAACACAAUCAAUGUCAACACCACUAUGGCACAGUCUACAACAACAACCAACACAUGUAACACGGAGAACAGUCAGCAGACUAUUCAGAAUUCCCAGUUUCUUCUUACGAGGUUGAAUGAGCCGAAGAUGUCGGAAGCGGAGCGUCAGUCGAUGGAAAGUGAACGGGCAGACUGCAGCCUGUUUGUUCAGGAGCUUCUUUUGUCCACUUUGAUGCGGGAAGAAAGUUCCUCCUCAGAUGAGGAUGAGCGAGGGGAGAUUGCAGAUUUUGGUGCUAUGGGCUGUGUAGAUAUAAUGCCUCUAGAUGUUGCUUUAGAAAACCUAAAUUUAAAAGAGAGUAAUAAAGGAAAUGAGCCUCCUCCACCUCCUCUUUGAUGACAUCCCACUUUGCAGACAAUGUCCUCUGUGCUGUAUUUGCCAAUGAAAGUGGACAACAACUAUCUUGGGUUUGUUUUGGUGAUUGUAAUUUCAGGUCUGUCACUCUUGUUACAUUGUGUACAUUCAAAAGAAAGAGAGAAAAGAUAUAUAUGAUAAUCAUUUCCACUUAACUAAUUUUUACUUCUAGCAGGUAAAUGUAGGUUACAGUGCAGGGCAAAAAGCUCUGUGUUCUGUACCUUGACAUGCAAAAGGCUCUCCUAAUACUCCACAUUCAAACUGAAGAGGAAAAAAAAAAGAAAAAUCUCUAAUGAAGCUGCUGUGUGUAUUUAUGAAUAUUAAUGAAUAAAAACUGCUUGGAUGGUUUACCUUAACUACUGCAUGACGUUUUUUGCAGCGUGCAUGAGUUUCAGUGACCUUGUCAUUUAAAAAUUUAAAUACAAGGAGUAAAACUAUAAACCCCAAAGCUCUUCCAUUAUUCAAAGGUUACGAUACAAAAAGGUUAGUGCUGACUAGCAGUUUGUGGCCACAGAGUAGCUUUUCAAUAAUACAUCACAGGAUGACAUAUCUAUGUGCUUUUUCUGGACAGGAUGGAAACUGCAGUGGGGUAUAUUGUGAUCAGGGUGUGGCAUUUUGCUGUAUGUGACCUUUGUGUUGCUCUGACAGCCAACACCUCAGUGAUGAACUUGCUUUUAUGCAUCUCUAGGAGACACACCUGUAAGCCCACUGCUGGAAGCUACUGCAAGGGGCUUUUCUGUGCCCUGAAAUCAAAUGAUGUUCACUUUUGUUUAAAGUUAUUCCUUUUUGUGGUUGUUAAAUUUUUUUAAAUUGUUAAAUACAUUUUAUUCAGGUGUAGACAAUUCAUAUAUUCACUGUGUUUAAAAAAAAAAAAAAAAAAAAAAAAAAAAAAAAAAAAGAAAAAAAGUUAACCUGGAUCAUGCUGUCUUAGUGUAAAAAGCCUUUCACAGUCUCUCUCAAUCAUAUUUUGAGUUAUUUAUGUAUGUGCUUCAUAGUUUGCUGAGACCUAUCAGUAUCAGGAGAGCUUGAGGGUUUGGAUUCCCAGAUUGUCACUAUAUUACAAUUUAAUUCUUUAUGCUACCUUUAGCACCUUUUAUUUAUUGUUUCUUUUGGUUAUUUUCGCUGGUAAAAAAAAAAAAAAAAGCUGAAAAAGCCUUUCACUUGAAUCGUGUCACCUACAUGCCUAUACUGUUAACCCUACUGGUUUGGGGAAGAAAAAAAACGGGGGAAGUAUGGUUUUCUCUCACCCCCUGCCCUUGGUUUUUUGGUUUAUUUUUCCUUUGGUGGGAUUUUUGAAUGUAAAGUUAGAUUAUAUAAAUAAAAGUACACACAGCUUCUGAUGAAAAUUUAAACUAGGCUUAUAUCAUAACAGUGUCUUUCCAGAUCUUUAUCACCUCACCCUCCCCCCCCCCCCUCUUUUCUCUGUGUCUUUUCAUCUCUUGCAGCAUUGAUAGUAUUUUAGAGUAAAUUUACAGACCUGAACACCAGUUGGUGUUCACAGCAGAACUGUGUAUGCUAAUCCAAAAUUACAGCAGCAAAAGAAGCAACCUCAUAGUCUGAAGUUUAAGUUCUAUUACUUUUGUUUUUUACAUCCUCAAAUCCCAGUUCUUUCCACAUCGAGCAGUACUAGCUUUGUUUUCUUGUAGUCUCUGCAACAGAAAAUGUUUCAAGGGAAACUUUACAUGAGGCCUCUGGUUAUCCUGAGAGUUACCCCCAGUAGGGACUUUUUUAUUGAUUGUUGAGGAUUUAAAAAAAUUUUGAAGCUGUAGUAUUUUCAAACACAUCUUCUGCACAUUACAAUAAGACACACGGUUCAAUAAAGCAUUUUCAAGACUGUUGUUCA
Messenger RNA from Calypte anna (Anna's hummingbird), 3275 nucleotides. It is a transcript of the gene KCMF1, whose product is annotated as potassium channel modulatory factor 1. Gene Ontology annotation, cellular component: plasma membrane. Gene Ontology annotation, biological process: synaptic signaling. Bases 269 to 1414 code for a protein of 381 amino acids. The transcript has 7 exons. Lineage: Eukaryota; Metazoa; Chordata; Aves; Apodiformes; Trochilidae. Gene Ontology annotation, molecular function: zinc ion binding. The record is from RefSeq and is a predicted model, not a curated record.